UGAAAAUAUAACUGUGUUUUAUACUUGGAUAAAAAUCCUUGAUCCUCAAGUCUGGAGAUCCGGCACUCAACCACAUUCAUUUUCCUUGACUGAAGUGUAGUGUCAACGAUCAAAGUAUGCAUUAUGUUAAUUAAAGUGGCUUACAACAGUAUUAAAUAUACUUUUUAGUCAUAAAAACAACAACAAAGUCUGGGUCUUCUACCCUACUAUAUUUCAAUGUUGGUCAUGAAGGUGAUUUAUUUAACAUUUCGAUAUGAGAAAGUAAAAAUCUGUGCUGAAAUAAUGAUCCAAUUCAAAUGUAAACAUUCGAUUUCCUCUUGUUCUACAUAUCGUGUUGUCAAUAUUUACAGAUCCUUGGCUGGCUGUUGAUUGCAUCUGUCAUGUUGUCCAACCUUUUGUUGACCUGUUUGGCUCGGUGCACCUCACCCGUCAGCUACCUACAGCUCAAAUUUUGGAGGGUUUAUUCUCAGGAAGAGAGCAACCUCAUGGACUCCUACAGCAUGAUCCAUGCCAAAGAAUUAGCGGAGAGAAACCUGGAAAGUUUCUUCAAACAGACAAUGCCCCAACAUGUCAUCACUCCCUCCAACAAAGAUUGGGAGAAAAUCUCCGCGCUCUACAAAUUCAGCACCAAAGACUACUACUACAGCACGUUACACAAGUAUGUGGAGACUGGGAUGCCAAUGGCCUCAGUGAAAUCAAUGGAGACACCUGCAGACAAUCCUGCUGUUCUUAAUUUUGUGGAUGAAGGUGGGGUGGGCUUGUAAGGAUGUCAGCUGGGCACCCUUCUUUUAGACUUACGUUUGCCAAAAAUACUGGCUAUGUUUUUAAAAGGCUUGUUCAGGUCAGUCAGGUAACAUGAAUACAUACUGUAUUUUCAUACACUUGUGAAAAUAAAGUCUGAGAUUUACAGUCUA
Messenger RNA from Hippocampus comes (tiger tail seahorse), 914 nucleotides. RefSeq names its product protein FAM26F-like. The record is from RefSeq and is a predicted model, not a curated record. The transcript has a single exon. The coding region runs from base 381 to 764 and encodes 127 amino acids. Gene Ontology annotation, molecular function: monoatomic cation channel activity. NCBI's taxonomy places the organism in Eukaryota, Metazoa, Chordata, Actinopteri, Syngnathiformes, Syngnathidae. Gene Ontology annotation, cellular component: plasma membrane.